Phytophthora infestans T30-4 is the source of this 1238-nucleotide messenger RNA. RefSeq names its product proteasomal ubiquitin receptor ADRM1-like protein. Gene Ontology annotation, biological process: ubiquitin-dependent protein catabolic process. The record is from RefSeq and is a predicted model, not a curated record. Lineage: Eukaryota; Oomycota; Peronosporomycetes; Peronosporales; Peronosporaceae. Gene Ontology annotation, molecular function: endopeptidase activator activity; ubiquitin binding; proteasome binding. The transcript has 6 exons. Gene Ontology annotation, cellular component: proteasome regulatory particle, lid subcomplex; cytoplasm; nucleus. The coding region runs from base 123 to 1238 and encodes 371 amino acids.
CCGCAUUACCAAUAGGAGAUCCCGAGAACGCCAUGGCGUCGUCACUUUUCCCACAGUUCGGCAACGUGUUCGCGCCGAGCACCGCCGGCCGCAACGAGCUGGUGUCGUUCAACGCUGGCAAGAUGACAGUCAAGCCCACUGCCAACGGCAAAUUCCUAAUAACUCCUCAGCUGGAGAAGGGCAAAGUGUGUCUCUCGCGUGGAGAUGACCAACUUCUGCACUUCCAGUGGGUUGACCGCCAGACCGGCGCCAGUCCAGAGGACUUUAUCAUCUUCCCGGACGACGCGCACUUCGCCAAGGUAGACACAGGGCGCACCAACGACCGCGUGUAUAUUUUGCAGUACAAGAACUCGUCGCGUCGCUUCUUCUUCUGGAUGCAGAAUAAGGACGCGUCGCGCGAUGAGGAUCUCGUCAAGAAGGUGAACGAUUGUAUGAACAACGCCCAGGCAGCCUCCAGUAGCGAUGGCAGCCGCGGAUCUGGCAACAACGUGCAGCUGGACCACAACGCCAUCAUGCAGAUGCUUGGUGCCAUGGGCGCCGGAGACCAGGGACGCGGCGGUGCUGGUGGCAGUGGUCAGGCUGUGCAAAUGUCGGAGCUGCAGAACAUCCUACAGAACAUGGGACUGCCUGCGGGUGCCCAGUCGGCAGCCUCGUCGCCUGCCACGUCGGCCGUGUCGUCGUCUCAGGCGUCGCAGAACGGCGGAGGAAGCUCGGCGGCUGCGACGACGGCGUCGACGCAGCACGAACACGAUGUGGGUGGCAUGGAAGUGGACGAAAUGGACGAGGACGAGCUACUACGUCUGGCGAUCGAGGAAAGCAUGCGCGACGGGGGCAGCACCGACCCCAACGCCCCUGGAGGCAACACUACAGAUGCUGCAACUUCGUCAGCUCCUGCAUCGACGCCUGCUGCCACUGUGCCACCUCUUUCUGCGACAGCUCCAGCACCUGCUUCGGCGACUCCAGCUACUGGAACUCUCACUACGGCAGAUCUCCAGCGUGCGAUGGCUUCUUUCCAGCAGCUAGAGCUGCGGUCGCCUCAGUUACGCCAGAGCAUCGGGUCUCUUGUGAAUGCUCUGCAGACGGGCAACUUCAACGCAGUUAUGGCCAAUUUCGGUUUGGACCCUUCUGCAGGUGCUUCCAAGCUGGCAUUUGGAGACGGUGUGGGUGCACUUUUGGCCGCGAUUCAGGCGUGGACAGACCAGCAAGAUACAGCCAUGAACGGAGACCAAAGCAAGUAG